Cuscuta europaea is the source of this 1387-nucleotide messenger RNA. The record is from the annotation of a GenBank genome assembly. NCBI's taxonomy places the organism in Eukaryota, Viridiplantae, Streptophyta, Magnoliopsida, Solanales, Convolvulaceae.
AAUAUUAAAAGAGCAUCGAAUUUCACGGAAAAAAAUUGCACCAGACAGACGAAAAUGUACAAUUAUGUAAAAAUAAAAGGAAUGCAAGGCCAAAUGCUUAGAUGGGCUGAGUGAGAUAUCUUGACCACCCAUGUCCAAAUGAGAUAUGGCCCGCUGGAACAUAAUAAAGACAAGGGAAAGGAAUAAGAAUGUCAUUUGUUCGUUUCACUUCUAGAGAGAGGAAGAGAUGUCAGGAAAGUUUUGACCGCUCUGUGGCCCUCAUCCUUUGUCCCGGAAGGGAAAGAUGGUUCCAUUUAAUGGUUUUGAGGUGUGUAACGACGUUUUCCUUCGUCGAUCAUCGGAUGGGUGUGUUUGUUCACUGAUGAGAGCAUCAUCGUUCGUCCUUUCUGGAGGUCAGUGUCAUUCAUGCUUGGAUCUGCUGUUUAUGUGAUCUGAGAUUUCAAUAGGUGGGGCGAACAGGUGCUAGUUAUUCAAUUGUUUCUUCUACACAGGGAAGUCCAGCUUUGUGAUGCAUGAGAAUGGGGAAUAUCUUCACUAGUUUAUGUUUCUUAUCCAAGUUGUGGUCCACGAAUGACGACGACGAUGAUGACGAUGAUUCAUGCUGUCAUGUUAAUUUUUCAGGAGGAAAUGUAACCCUCAUUACCACAAAAGAAAGUUGGGAACAGAAGAUUGAAGAAGCAAGGAAAGAUAACAAAAUUGUGAUUGCGAACUUUAGCGCCUCAUGGUGUCGUCCUUGUAAAAUGAUUGCACCAUUCUACUGUGAACUAUCUGAGAAACAACCUUCUUUGAGGUUCUUGGUGGUCGAUGUGGACGAACUAAGUGACUUGAGUUCAUCGUGGGAGGUCAAAGCUACCCCAACUUUCUUUUUCAUAAAGGAUGGAAAGAAAUUUGACAGCCUGCUAGGGGCAAACAAGACAGAGCUGGAGAAUAAGAUAACAACCAUUAUAGACUCAAAGACACCAUGCCAGCCAUAGUUGUUGUGUAGAUGUUUUUAUGAGCAACAUGGAAUGUUUUUAUUCUGUAAAUGCAGAGUAUACAUAGUAUUAUUUUCUUUCAUUUUUUCUGGUUGAGAAAAUGGAAGGAUAGCACUUAGCGGUUAGAACCCACCACCACCAACACGAUUUUAAAGGACAUAUGAAUGUUAUAUUUGAACAUAUUCAUUUGGGGUGGACUUGUGAUCACAUCUGUGUUGCCUUGCCAAGCUGAGUUAUGGAACUUUCACAUGCAACAUGGUAAAGGUUAGUGAAAUGUUUUCUUGUCAUAUCAAAGUUGCCUUGCUCUUUUUUCUCUGAAAAAGGCACUGAAUAUCAUCGAUCUUUCCAUUGUAUUUUUUCUUCAAAAACAUUUCACCACAUUGGUUUAAGGAAGUGAUAAACUCAUGUGAAAU